Messenger RNA from Sebastes umbrosus (honeycomb rockfish), 5451 nucleotides. Its product is annotated as mitogen-activated protein kinase kinase kinase 11. Gene Ontology annotation, biological process: microtubule-based process; protein phosphorylation; positive regulation of apoptotic process. The record is from RefSeq and is a predicted model, not a curated record. The transcript has 10 exons. Gene Ontology annotation, molecular function: JUN kinase kinase kinase activity; ATP binding; protein binding. The coding region runs from base 1043 to 4177 and encodes 1044 amino acids. Gene Ontology annotation, cellular component: centrosome. Lineage: Eukaryota; Metazoa; Chordata; Actinopteri; Perciformes; Sebastidae.
ACAAACACAGCUUUCAGCUUCACUUCCUGCUGCUGUCAUCUGAUUCCUUUUCCUGUUGGGAGAAAAGUUUCUGAAACCCGAAACCCCACCCUCUCUACUCUCUACUCUCCACUCUCCACUGACUGAGAGCAGCAGACCUAGAAGAAGAAGUGGUCCGAGGUCCAGACUCGAGGAAGAAGAAGGAUGAUAAUAAGUUAUAAUGGAGUUAUUAUAACACUGUUUGGACAACUAACGGUUAUUUAAACGAGGAGGACCAACGGCUCUAACGGCUCUAACGACCAACGGCUACUUUUUGAAAUGUUUUUGAAUGUUUUUACUGGAUAACUCUUCCUGUUAUGUUGUGAUAGUGUUUCUCUGAUAAGUAAUGGAUGCGGGACAUGCGGGAUUUCCUGCGGUGAGACGCGGUUAUUGGAGAUUUAAAGGGUUAACUUUAAUGCUAACUGGUUGAAAGAGUUGUGGUAAAAACACUGGUUGGUUGGCUGGACCUGAAUGCUCCUUUUCCUGCUAUUCUUCUCAGCGCUUCCUGCUUUGUUUGUGGUGGCCAACUGCACUUAAUGGCUAAAAAUACAUAAAAACUCCAAAUGGACAUCUAAAGUGGGAUUAUUUUGGAAUAUUUUAAGCUUCUUACACUUCUCCGGACAUCAGAACUCAACAGGUGCCAAUGAGAGGAAGAGAAGCUCAUUUAUUUCCAUAAUGAGGUGAUUUCAAGAGUAAAUACCAAAUGACAAUGGGCUCAAACCAUCACUUGAUUCAGUUCCUCAUCAUCAAACUAAAAAGCAAUCUCCCCCCGGCUGAUUCUGUGUAAUGUCAACACGACGAAUGAAAGACACUCCAGUUAUCUUUGAGUCCUCUUCCGUCGCCCACUUGUCGGUCAAGCCUUUUGAACACAUUUCACUGGUCCCUGAUGAACCAACAAGAAAGACAGGAAGACAGGGAGCAAGGCGCAAUAAAGUACUCCUUUGUACUUUAUUUUCAAACCCUUGGGGGUGCUGCUGCGAAAAAAAAAUCAGAUCCAGUCUAAAAAACAUCUGCGCAAGGCUCCAUGGAGCCGCUGAAGAACAUAUUCAGUCGCGGCCCGCUGUCAAACUGGAAGAAUUUGGAUCAAUCCCAAAAGGGGAACUUCACGAACCCGGUGUGGACGGCGUUGUUCGACUACGAGGCGUCCUGUAAAGAUGAGCUCACCUUGCGUAAAGGUGACCUGGUGGAAGUGCUGUCUCUGGACUCUGAGAUAUCGGGCGACGAGGGCUGGUGGGCGGGUAAGGUCAACAACAAGGUGGGCAUCUUCCCGUCCAACUAUGGUUCCUUCAAGCCAACUGGAUACGGGAAGCUGCCGGGCACCGGCGUGGUCGCCGAGCUCAGCCCGGCCGUGGUGAGCCAGUUCGAACCCGACGUUCUGGAUUUCCGGGAGUUGAGCCUGGAGGAGGUCAUCGGGGUCGGGGGCUUUGGGAAGGUGUAUCGCGGCACGUGGAGAGGCCUCCUGGUGGCCGUGAAGGCCGCCCGGCAAGACCCGGACGAGGAUAUCAGCGUGACGGCGCAGAACGUCCGGCAGGAGGCGCGCCUGUUCGCCAUGCUGACCCACCCGAACAUCAUCGCCCUGAAGGGCGUCUGCCUGCAGGAGCCCAACCUGUGCCUCAUCAUGGAGUACGCCUCUGGCGGGGCGCUGAGCCGGGCGCUGUCGGGGCGUCGCAUCCCGCCGCACGUCCUGGUCAACUGGGCCGUGCAGAUCGCCAGAGGAAUGUUGUACCUGCACAGCGAGGCCAUAGUGCCCGUCAUCCACCGGGAUCUCAAGUCCAACAACAUCCUCCUGGCUUCGCCCAUAGAGAAUGAAUGUAUGGAGGGCCUGACGUUGAAGAUCACAGACUUCGGCCUGGCGAGAGAGUGGCACAAGACCACCAAGAUGAGCACCGCCGGCACCUACGCCUGGAUGGCCCCUGAGGUCAUCAAGUCCUCCACCUUCUCCAAGGGCAGCGAUGUCUGGAGCUACGGCGUUCUGCUGUGGGAGCUGCUAACAGGAGAGGCACCCUACAAAGGGAUUGAUGGACUCGCCGUCGCCUACGGAGUCGCCGUCAACAAGCUCACCCUGCCCAUCCCUUCCACGUGCCCCGAACCCUUCUCUCUCCUCAUGUCAGAGUGCUGGGACCAGGACCCCCACCGGAGACCCAAUUUCAGCUCCAUCCUGACCCAGCUGACGGCCCUGGAGCAGCAGGUGAAGGAAGAGAUGCCGCAGGAGUCCUUCCACUCCCUGCAGGAGGACUGGAAACUGGAGAUCCAGGACAUGUUCGAUGAACUCCGGGCUAAAGAGAAGGAGCUGCGAUGCCGCGAGGAGGAGCUGAAGCGAGCGGCUCUGGAGCAGAAGUCCCACGAGGAGUUCCUGCGGCAGCGCGAGCAGCAGCUGGCCCAGUGGGAGCAGGAGGUGUUCGAGCGCGAGCUCAGCCUCCUCAUCCUCCACCUCAACCAGAACCAGAACCAGGAGAAACCCAACGUCAAGAAGAGGAAGGGCACCUUCAAGAAGCACAAGCUCAAAUGCAAGAAUGGCGAGAAGAUCAGCAACCCUCAAGAUUUCAUCCAUAAGAUUACGGUGCAGGCUUCCCCGGGCCUGGAGAAGAGGCGCAACUCUCCUGAUCUGGGUUCGGGCUCCUCGCCCUCCUUCGGCCCACGUUUCCGUGCAAUCCAACUCAGUCCCAGUGACAACAAGACGUUUGGUCUGAGCCCAGUCUGGCCCCUAGAGACCCCUUCUCAUAAACAAGCCAAUGGAGACAUGAGGUUGGGCCCCCACUGGAGGCCCCAGAGCCCGAAGAGUCCCAAAAGCCCUAAAGUCCUGCGCCUUAGUCCCCAGGAAAGCAGUCUGUCGAUGAGGGCCAAGCUCCUGGACUCGGACAGCAACGUGAGGGGGGAAUCCAAGGAUGACUUUGAGGAGUACAGACCCUCGGCGCCGACCCCUCUCCCCGCUCAGAACGGCUCCUCAGUGAAGGACAGCCUGCGGCUUCCUCUACCUCAGCGAGACUCGGUCAGCGAGGAAGGGUGUUCCUCCCCGGCUGGCUCCCCCAGGCCUGAGAGGCGUUCCCACGGUGGCCUCAUUAAGACUACCCACCGGGCUCUGCUGGGCGGCGGCUCGCUCCUUGCCUCCAUAGGACUAGGUCGCUGCCUGGAUAUUCCCCCAAGGGUACCCCCUCGGACUAACCUCCCUUCCUUGGAGAACCGCACCCCCUCCGAACCGGAGAUCUCCUCUCCUAUGCCCCUCAUUUCAGACCCCCCGGUGGUGAACGAUCUCAUCACCUUCUCCACCUCCGAGCUGCUCCCCAGACCACUCUUGGAUUUAGCUCUGCAGUACCAAGAACUGAAGCCGUUGCCCCUGACGCCGCCUCCGCCGAAUCCCCGCGAGAGGAGCGGCAAACGGACGCCGCAGAUGCCGCACAGUCCGCAGAGCCCCAGGACCCCCCUGCGGCAUAGCAAGGCCGGCCGGGGGGAAUGGACACCAUGUUGCCAUUCAACCAACGGGGAGCUGGCCUGUGAGGCUUGGGAGCAAAAAUCUGACCGGAGGAGGAGGUUGAGCCAAGGCCUGCACGCCUCUCAGCUAGUUUUGGACCUGCCCUUGUGCCAAGACACCCAGGACUCUGAUGACAAGCCUUCAGUGCCCUCUUUCCACCCCAACCCGGCCCUCUGGAGCCCCAAAACCCCCCGCCUGGAGGUCACCGUCAUCCCCCGGCCACGCCCGUCCCCCAUCCGCCCCCGCAUCGACCCCUGGAGCUUCAUCUCGGCCGGCGGCGGGAACACGGCCGGUGGCCGCAGCCCGCACCGCUUGGACGGCACCUCUCUGGGCUACCAACCUUCCCCUACCAACCCGUUCACCAACUGUGACCCCUUCCCCACACCGGACUGCGACCCGUUCUCCCUCAAGGCCGACCCCUCGAGCGGCUCGGACGCGGCUUCGCCCUUCGACCCCUUCUCGGCUCCCUUCCCCACCUCCCGUUCCGCCCCGUGCUCCACCAACGGCUCGCCCACGCUACCCACGUUCCGUAUAGCGCCCAUCAACACGGCCGACUCGCCCCUCAUCGACCUGGGCUGGCCGGCCUGCGGCAGGCCCCUAGAAGGCACCAAAGAGAGAGCUCACCCCCGCAAGACACUGGGGCUCAAGCCCUUCAAGUCGCCAACGCAACUCAGAGACGAUCGGUUCUAAACCUGUGGUGAGGCCCGGGUUUUUAUCAUGGCAGUCCAGGACCCCUUUCCACUACUAUGUCCUACAUCUGAACGAGGAUUUAGAGUCUUUCAAACGCACACCUGUCACUCAGCCCACUGAGGGAGGUUUCCCCCCAUGGGAGCCCCAAUCAUCGCAGGUCAUAUUUAUACGCCAGCCUGCUGCUUCGGAAGCUGGAAAGCCAGCGAAAGCCAAUGGAGGGUGGCACAUUGGAUUGUGGGAAAGCUUCCUUUGAACCAAUAGCUGGUGCCCAUUUCAUUCUCCCUCUCUCUAUCGGGGUUUGUCUAUCCCUUUUGAAGGAGCGGAUCACCAAUCCCAUCUUCAGAUCCUAUCAGACUGCUCAUAUCACCUGCUUUCAUCUCCCCCCCCCACCCCCACCACCACCACCACCUUUGAAGCAUUGUGACAAUGCAGAGGUGGAUAAGGCGACUUGCACAGCUUCAUCUGCCUCUACCUCUCUCUGCGAACUGAAAGCAUUCAGGACAAUGGAAAAAUUGGAGUGCCUUAUUUCAUGACGUGUUUUCAGUAUAUAUCUUUUCAAGAUUUCUUGAAUGGUUCUUCUGGUGCGUAGGGAAAGAUGCUAUGAAUUUGGCUUAACAUUUUUGCAAAUCAGCUUAGCGUUGCUGUGGAGGAAAAUGUCGUGUGCGUGUAUGUCUAGACUCAUUGUUCAAGGAAAGCUUUUUUUUUAAACAGCAUCUGCCUGUUGCAUUAUGGGAGAAAGCACUCAGUGGAGUAGAUAUUCCAGGCCACUCAUGAAGACAAACAAAAAAAAAAAUCCAUGACCCAGACAUUCCUCUUUGGAAGCAGAUAAAAUUCCAGUCACGUUCCCCCUUGAAAUGCCGGGGAUUGGACAGAUUCAUUGGGCUGGAGGGCAGCACAGGAAACAAGACGGGGGGGAGCCCUCUGCGUUCCCUUCAUAUGCCAAAGAAUGCCGCUGUGACGGCGUAAGGGUUUGCAAAUACAUUGUUUUUACCUCCAUGGAGUGCCAGACGGGUGGGGUAAGCCACACUGGACAAUACAGAGAAAGCUCAGACAAUCACGGAUAGUAUUUAAACUUUACUUUUCUGUGGUUAUCUUUUUUUAACCUCAUCCAGGCUGUCUUAUCACUACCCGUCUGAUGCUGCAGGAAGGUUCAACCAAAAAUACUUUCAAGUAUUUGCAAAUACUACGACACGUCUGUAUGGAAGCUUCAUUGAAUUAUUUAUUUGUGCGGUCCAACCGGAGGAGUUGUAGCCUCACAAAGCCAAGUCAAAUUU